This is a messenger RNA of Fonsecaea erecta, 552 nucleotides long. RefSeq lists its product as hypothetical. The record is from RefSeq and is a predicted model, not a curated record. Gene Ontology annotation, cellular component: TRAPP complex. NCBI's taxonomy places the organism in Eukaryota, Fungi, Ascomycota, Eurotiomycetes, Chaetothyriales, Herpotrichiellaceae. Gene Ontology annotation, biological process: endoplasmic reticulum to Golgi vesicle-mediated transport. The transcript has 3 exons. Bases 1 to 552 code for a protein of 183 amino acids.
AUGGUGGUCUACUCUUUCUACAUAUUCGAUAGACAUGCUGAAUGCAUCUACAAGAGGCGAUGGCUGCCUCCAUCAAUCUCGACCACCGGCAAAACCUCAAGGCCGUCUUCCCAGACAUACGUCAAUGGCGGGCCGCAAGCGCGCUCUAUGUUGAGCGCAGAGGACGACGCAAAGCUCAUAUUUGGGACAGUGUUCUCUCUGCGAAACAUGGUGCGGAAGUUGGGAGGCGAAGAUGACAGCUUCCUUUCCUACCGGACCUCCCAGUACAAACUGCAUUAUUACGAGACGCCGACCAAUACGAAGUUUGUCAUGCUCACGGACACCAAGUCGGGCUCGAUGAGGAUAGCUUUGCAGCAAAUCUACGUCAAUUGUUAUGUCGAGUACGUAGUCAAAAAUCCAUUGUCACCUGUCGAGCAUCCUGGCGGGAUUGGUGUCAACAACGAAUUGUUUGAAGCAAGUUUGGAACAAUUUGUGGUAGGGUUGAUUGCCCCUGCUGGAGGAAAGCCUUGUGCUGACCAAGACAUGAAGGACCGCGUGCUGAACGCUCCCUGA